AUGAGAAAACAACCGACAAAAACCGCACGACCUGGGCCACCUGAGCGAAUUGUAUAUCCUUCAUUUUCUUCUACACAAGAUGAUCCACUUCCCCCGUAUACGUCGGAAUCACAUGCAUACUUCGGACCAUCAGAGAAGAUAAGCCAGAUCGACCCAAAUAAUGCCGAAAUACCAGCACCCCUGGCUGACCCGACCCUUCCAACCGAAAUAAACUUCAUCACACCACCAAAUGCCACAAAACUCAGUUGUCAAGAAGAGCAGCUACGCCGGUAUUUAAUCGAAAUCGUAGCCUAUGCUCUCGACGCCAACUUCGACGAACUGAACACAGCCCCAUACAAAGAAUCCAUCACAUACCACACCAACACUAUAUUAUCACCAGCCGAGCGCGGAGAGCUUCUCCAUCUUUCGCGCCUCAUCCAGGAACUAUGCGAGAAAGCACGCAGCAACCAAGCCAACACCAUGAAACGAACCGACAUGAUGCAAGUCUACACUGCCGUUUCAUAUCCAGCCAUGUGGAUAGGUUUGGGCGAAGGCGCAUUAGACCUCAUUUCCUCUUAUGCCGACUACGCUGAAGAUGUCGAUGCUGAGAAAGUUCGACGGAGCAAAACGCUCGCACACUGGGCAUGCAAUCAAAUCGGACGAAUGGCGAGCGCGACAUGA
Molecule: messenger RNA, 660 nt
Organism: Pyrenophora tritici-repentis Pt-1C-BFP
Lineage: Eukaryota; Fungi; Ascomycota; Dothideomycetes; Pleosporales; Pleosporaceae
Source: RefSeq, a predicted model, not a curated record